GAUGACGUGGAGCUGGCUUACGAGGAGCCGCGGCCGAGGAAGAGGCGCCGUCGGCCUGUGUCUGGAUCUGGUAGUGGGAGCAGCGAGCCGGGCAGAUGGGGCGCGCGACCCGUUCAUGCUAAACGCACGCGCGAGCGGUUCACCUCAGCGUCGUCGUCGUCGUCAUCAGCCGACGAGGAGCCUGCGGAGCGGCGCUACGAGUCCGACCACUCGUACCACCCGCGACACUCCACCGACGAGGACGCGCCGCUGCACCUCUACAGACAAAGGCAAGAGGGCGCGACGGAAAAUGGCUCGGACGCGGGGCCCUCUAGCGGCCGCCGGCAGAACGGACACGCGAGGGGAGUGUCGCUCCGAGCACGACGGAGCCCGCGACGCUACAACGAAGACAGCGACGACGACACACCAGCGGCCAUCAGCAAGCGCUCGCAGCACCAGCACCAGCAGCGCCAGCUCGCGCUGCACCACCGCCGCACGCGACACGCCUUGCAGGUACCGUGCGUCAUCCGUCGCUGAUGACGCGCGUCACACACACCCGCCGCCAUCAGCAAGCGCUCGCAGCACCAGCACCAGCAGCGCCAGCUCGCGCUGCACCACCGCCGCACGCGACACGCCUUGCAGGUACCGUGCGUCAUCCGUCGCUGAUGACGCGCGUCACACACACCCGCCGCCAUCAGCAAGCGCUCGCAGCACCAGCACCAGCAGCGCCAGCUCGCGCUGCACCACCGCCGCACGCGACACGCCUUGCAGGUACCGUGCGUCAUCCGUCGCUGAUGACGCGCGUCACACACACCCGCCGCCAUCAGCAAGCGCUCGCAGCACCAGCACCAGCAGCGCCAGCUCGCGCUGCACCACCGCCGCACGCGACACGCCUUGCAGGUACCGUGCGUCAUCCGUCGCUGAUGACGCGCGUCACACACACCCGCCGCCAUCAGCAAGCGCUCGCAGCACCAGCACCAGCAGCGCCAGCUCGCGCUGCACCACCGCCGCACGCGACACGCCUUGCAGGUACCGUGCGUCAUCCGUCGCUGAUGACGCGCGUCACACACACCCGCCGCCAUCAGCAAGCGCUCGCAGCACCAGCACCAGCAGCGCCAGCUCGCGCUGCACCACCGCCGCACGCGACACGCCUUGCAGGUACCGUGCGUCAUCCGUCGCUGAUGACGCGCGUCACACACACCCGCCGCCAUCAGCAAGCGCUCGCAGCACCAGCACCAGCAGCGCCAGCUCGCGCUGCACCACCGCCGCACGCGACACGCCUUGCAGGUACCGUGCGUCAUCCGUCGCUGAUGACGCGCGUCACACACACCCGCCGCCAUCAGCAAGCGCUCGCAGCACCAGCACCAGCAGCGCCAGCUCGCGCUGCACCACCGCCGCACGCGACACGCCUUGCAGGUACCGUGCGUCAUCCGUCGCUGAUGACGCGCGUCACACACACCCGCCGCCAUCAGCAAGCGCUCGCAGCACCAGCACCAGCAGCGCCAGCUCGCGCUGCACCACCGCCGCACGCGACACGCCUUGCAGACGAUCGUGACGGUGGACGCGGACCACAACUACUUCAACGGGCACGCGCGCGAGGCGCCGCGCGACGUGCCGCGUGACGCGCCGCGGGACGCCUCGCCCGAACCCACGCACUCCACGCAC
This is a messenger RNA of Ostrinia furnacalis (Asian corn borer), 1644 nucleotides long. Its product is annotated as endochitinase A-like. The transcript has 5 exons. NCBI's taxonomy places the organism in Eukaryota, Metazoa, Arthropoda, Insecta, Lepidoptera, Crambidae. The record is from RefSeq and is a predicted model, not a curated record. The coding region runs from base 2 to 1534 and encodes 510 amino acids.